This is a messenger RNA of Rhinocladiella mackenziei CBS 650.93, 2157 nucleotides long. RefSeq lists its product as uncharacterized. NCBI's taxonomy places the organism in Eukaryota, Fungi, Ascomycota, Eurotiomycetes, Chaetothyriales, Herpotrichiellaceae. The record is from RefSeq and is a predicted model, not a curated record. Gene Ontology annotation, cellular component: cytosol. Gene Ontology annotation, biological process: hydrogen peroxide catabolic process; response to oxidative stress. Bases 1 to 2157 code for a protein of 718 amino acids. The transcript is spliced from 4 exons. Gene Ontology annotation, molecular function: heme binding; catalase activity.
AUGAAACUUGCCUCUGUUCUUUGUUUUUGGGUUGCUACGGCACUCACCAGUGCCCAAGGUGUCUCCAACGACAAGCUACGGCAGCUUCAAGCUGCCACAGUCAACACCGACGGCCAGCGAGAGACUGCGGAUAAUGGGGUGCCCGCCAACACUUCCAAUUCUCUUCGCGAUGGUCCUCGUGGAUACAAUCUUCUCGAAGACACGACAGUGCGCAAAAAGAUGCUUCACUUUGAUCGAGAACGAGUACCUGAAAGAGUGGUUCAUGCUCUUGGCCACGGGGCCUACGGAGUAUUCAAGUCAUACGGUGAUUGGAGUAAUCUGACAUCUGCCUGCUGGCUUCAACGUGGCGCCGUGAGCGAAGCCUUUACCAGGUUUUCGGUCGUUGUGGCCAGUGUUGGCGGCAGCGAGGUUGGAAGAGAUACACAUGGUUUUGCAACAAAGAUAUACAGCGAGUGUGGCAACCAAGACUUGGUCGGAAACAAUCUCAAUUCGUUCUUCAUACAGGAUGGGGCAGACUUUCCCGACCUGAUCCAUGCGGUUAAAUUUGAAGCCGACAAGGGUUUUCCUACCGGUGGCUCUGCUCAUACCACGGCCUAUGAUUUCUUUACGCAGCACCCCGAAGGCAAGUGGGCAUUCCAGCUUAUGAAUGUGCUCUCCGACCUGGGAAUCCCUCGUGAUGUACGGCAUAUUGGUGGCGCCGGUGUUCAUACAUAUCGUUUCGUCAACAGUCAAGGGCGAUCACAAUUGUUCAAGUGGUACUGGAUGCCCGUGUUAGGCCAUCGAACCUUAGUCUAUGACGAGGCAACCAAAAUUGCUGGAAAGAAUAACAACUUCCAGCGUGUUGAUUUAUACAACAACAUCGCUGCAGGAAACUUCCCGGAGUGGGAGCUCGCUGUUCAACUCUUCCCUGAUGACGGAUCAUAUAUGUACAAAGGAAUUGACCUCAUCAGUCCCACCCAGAUCGUGCCCUUCGAAAUCAAUCCUCCCGUCAAACUCGGCAAAUUGACAUUGAAUCGAAAUCCCACCAACUAUUUCGCCGAACCCGAAUCAAUCUCUUUUGCGCCUUCAAAUGUUGUCUCGGGACUUUCAUUCGUUCCCGACCCACUUCUUCAAUGGCGGCUCAUGUCAUACGACGAUACAUCAACCCACCGACACGGCUCUCCAAAUGGUUACUUACUCCCUAUCAACAGAGCCAUUGCUCCCAUCAACAACAAUUACCGCGAUGGCUAUAUGCAACCUUUGAUCUACACUGGCGAUUCUACCUCCUCUCCCAACGGGAUUGGAGGAAUUAUGGGGUCAAAUCAAAAUGCCACAAUUGCCUACACGGGGCAAUCGGUCACCAGUGCCGGCUCCGGCCCCAUCGGUCGCUUUACAUCCGUGUACGAUUGGUUUGGACAAGCUCGAACAUUCUGGGGCUCCUUGGACAGGUAUGCCCAACAGCACACCGUCGAUGGCUAUCGAUUUGAAUUGGGAAAUGUAGCCAACACUUCUGUUGUUCAAGUCUACAUCGAUAACAUCCUUAACAACAUUGAUAACUGUCUCGCCCGCCGGGUUGCAUUUGGGCUGGGUGCGCGAAUGCCUGGCAUCGGUUCCGGUCCUCGGACGAAUCUCACCAACAGCACGACUCCAUUUCCAAGUUUGUACCCGAUGACGGUGGCCAUGGAACCGAACAAGAGCAAUGUAGGACUAAGCGUCGCUGUGGUUGCCAACGACACCCUUUUCAGCCUGUCCGAUAUGGAUGCGAUGAUGCCAUUGCUGUCCUCUCAGAAAGUCACGCUCACCGUCGUGGCUCCCCACAUUGGCGAGCUGAGCUCGGGAGUCAACGCCACCGCUUCCUAUAUCACCGCAAGCAGUAUCUUCUUCGACGCCGUAUUCAUCGGCUCAUCUUCGGCAAACAGCACCGGAUCGCCGGCUCUCAGCACUGACGCGAAGAAUUUCAUUACAGAGGCUUAUGGCCAUGGGAAAGCUAUCGGCGCGUUGGGCAGCAGUGGAGCAGCAUUUUUGAGAGAUUUGGGCCUUGAAGUGGAUCAAACUCUGGGUUUGUAUGCAGGCGAGGCGAAUGCGGUGACCAGGAGCGUGCUUAAUGCCUUGAGUGGUCCAGUGCGAUUCCCGUGGAGGUUCCCGACAGACGAUGUCAGCUCGAUCUGUGAAAAGUGA